This is a messenger RNA of Dicentrarchus labrax (European seabass), 688 nucleotides long. Its product is annotated as nuclear transport factor 2. Lineage: Eukaryota; Metazoa; Chordata; Actinopteri; Moronidae. Gene Ontology annotation, cellular component: nuclear pore central transport channel. The transcript has 5 exons. The record is from RefSeq and is a predicted model, not a curated record. Bases 114 to 506 code for a protein of 130 amino acids. Gene Ontology annotation, biological process: protein import into nucleus.
UCGUCAUUACUCGGAGGAAGCGGGAACCCCAUCAGCCUCGAUUUGACUGGAUUUGUCUCCACGCUGGCUUUGCCCCGCUGAUUGAAAAAAAAAAAAAAUUCAAAGCUUCACACAUGGCUGGCGAGAAAGAAAUAUGGCAAAAGAUCGGAGAGGGCUUUGUCCAAGAAUAUUACAACCAGUUUGACAAUACCAAUAGGAUGGGACUGGGUAACCUAUAUUCUGCUGAAGCCUGUUUGACGUGGGAAGGAUCACCUUUUCUUGGGAGAGAAGCUAUCGCUGGAAAAUUAGCAGGCUUGCCUUUCAAGCGUAUUAAGCACAUUAUUACAGAACAAGACUUCCAACCCACGAUAGACAGCUGUAUCCUCAUCAUGGUGUUCGGACAGUUACAGGUAGAUGACGAUCCACCAAUGGCCUUUCAUCAAGUGUUUAUGCUGAAGUCCCAGAACUGUGCAUGGGCAUGCACAAACGACGUGUUCCGGUUGGGGAUACACAACAUACCAGUCUAGCGAACUGGAUUUGUUGGCUCGCCCACAAUGACAUCCAGCUCUGAAUUCAUACUAUGGCCCUGCUGUCAUUGAAAACAAAAGGAAUGAUUCCCUUAUGUUUACAAUACAUUUAUAAGCAGGCUAAUUGUAUUAAUGAUGUCAAAUUACAUUCCUGUCAAAUAAAAAGCAUUUAUCAGACUGAA